This is a messenger RNA of Lingula anatina, 1478 nucleotides long. Its product is annotated as UDP-glucuronosyltransferase 1-2-like. The record is from RefSeq and is a predicted model, not a curated record. Lineage: Eukaryota; Metazoa; Brachiopoda; Lingulata; Lingulida; Lingulidae.
AUGUUUGUGGACAAGGAACUGGACAGAAAGGUCAGGGAGUUGAAAUUUGACCUCAUGAUUGUUUGCGGUUAUUGGUUUUUUGCAAAAGCCUACCUCUUCCCUCACCGGUAUGCGGUUCCUUACGUGUCCAUAGUCCUAGAUAUGCAGCAGCUUGCUGGUGUACCAAUGCUUCCUUCAUUUGUCCCUAGUCUAGCGAUAACUGCCAAGUACUCCGACAAAAUGAGUCUUCCUCAGCGAAUGCUCAACAUCGUUCCUUACGUCUUACUGAAGCAUUCCAUACAACCUAUUACGCCGGAACUUUCCCAGAAGCAUGCCCCGGGGCGCCCUUACAUGUCUACGCCAGAGCUGAUGGCAGAAUCAGAGUUGUGGAUAGUGGACGGAGGCCAGCCCGCCAUUGACCACGUCAAACCGUCACUGCCCAACGUCAAGUACCUGGGAGGUCUUGUGACGCGACCCGCAAAGCCGCUGCCGAAAGACUUGGAGACUUUUCUCAAAAAGCAUGACCACGGCGUGGUUCUUGUGUCGUUCGGCUCCCUGGUCAAAUACAUGCCGGACAGAGUAGUUCAGGAACUUUUCGAAGCCUUCAAGAACGUGCCUUAUGGUGUUAUAUGGAAGUAUAAUGGGCAGCCGCUAAAGAAUGUCCCGGAUCAUGUUAAGAUUGUGUCUUGGAUGCCACAGAAUGAUAUUUUGGGGCAUCCUAACACUAAGCUCUUUAUAACACACGCUGGAAACAACGGGCAGAUGGAGGCACUAUACCACGGUGUGCCCAUGAUAAGCAUACCUUUGUUCGGUGACCAAGAUUACAACGCGGCAAGGGCGGAACAAAAAGGCAUCGCAAUAACAAUGGACGCGGCAUUCUUAAAAUCCGAGGAUCUUAUUUCUGCUAUUAAUAUGAUGAUGGAAAAUGAGACCUAUGCCAAGAAUAUGCGCAGGGCGUCCGCCAUUUUUCGCGAUCAACCCGGCACCCCCGUGGAACUGGCAGGUUUCUGGAUUGACCACGUGAUCAAAUAUGGCGGUUCCUAUAUGAAGUCCCAUGCAAGACUGCUUCCCUGGUACCAGUUCUAUAUGCUUGAUGUUAUGUUGGUGUUUUUAGCAAUGAUUUUAUUAAUUUGUUUGUUCUGUGGAGUUUGUUGUUCGUUUGUUUGCAAAAAAUUACGUGGUCAGUCAACUUCAGCUGGGAAACAAAAGACCCAAAAGACCGAAUAGAGCAUAAUUUUUACUUUGUAACAAAAUUCAGUAUAUAACCUCUGCGUAUAUUUCAGUAUUUUUUUCAUUGCGAAUGUGUCUAAAGAGAAAGACUAUGUUUUAUUUAAACUCUUCAGAUAGAUUCCCAAUCUUUUUCGCCGUUUCUAUUUACACUGUAACUUCAAUUUCCAUCGUUUUUCAUGGACGACGUGGCAAGAAAGCAUUGUUUAGACUCUCAAAAAAGUAACUUGUUGUUAAUUCAUAUAUCAAGAAAGCUAAAUAAAAUGGAUGUG